AUGACAGCCGCUACUGUACAAACAAUCGAUGUUCCCAUUUAUACUCCGAUUUCCAACUCGAAUAGAGCUCACCAGUUUGUUCAAUUAAGUAACGGAAUCACGGCAUUAUUGAUUUCGGAUCCCGGUGAAUCGUUUGCAUCGCUAUGCGCUUCAGUUGCAACCGGUUCCCAUAACGAUCCUGAUGAGGUACCAGGUUUAGCUCAUCUUUGCGAACACAUGAUUAUAAGUUCUGAGUCUAAAAAAUUCCCCAAAAGGAGUCAUUAUCAUGAUUUAUUGAUUGAAUACAAUGGUAAUCAGAACGCUUUCACUACAGGUGAACAAACGAGUUUUUAUUUCGAGAUUCCAAAUUCAAAUAAUAAAACCGGUAAACCUAUAUUUGAUGAAUUGGUUGGUGUCAUUGCUGACAAGCUGGGUUCACCAAUUUUUCAAAGUGCAGAUAUUAACAAAGAGAUCCAAGCCAUAGAUAAUGAACAUGAGAACAAUAAGAAUUUGGUUUCGAAAGCUCUGUAUCAUGGUACCAAAAAAUUGGCAACGCAAAGAUCCAAGUUCAGUCGGUUUUCCACUGGAAACAUCUACACUCUGACUCAGUUUCCUAUUGUUGCUGGUAAGAUAAUAAAUCUAAAGAAUGUUCUGCAGAAACACUAUGCGGAUAAUUUUGUUGCAGAAAACAUCAGUAUAGUCAUUAGAGGAUCACAGUCCUUGCAUUAUUUGAAGAAGCUGGUUCAAACUACUUUUGGAGACUUUCGUACCAAGUCCACUAUCAAAUCACAGUCUUUCUCCAUUGAGUCUUUCAAGAAAUUGCAGAAAGUCUGGGCGGCCAGAUAUACAGAACCGUUGUUCAGUAAACAAGAACCAGAGACUCCGAAUUCAAUACUGAUACAGUCCUCCAAAGCACCUAUACUUCGCUUAGUGUUCCCAGUAUCUCACCAAGAGGCCCUGUUUAGUAGAUCUGAACUGAAAAUAUUCUCCAAGGUUUGGUCUGAUUUGUUUGGUGACGAAAGUUCAGGGUCGAUUCAUAGUAAGUUUAGCGCUCGAAACAUAUUAACCAGACAGGUGACACAGUUAUCUAAGUUUACAAUUGACGAUGAAGGAUUGGUGCUACAAUUUGAAUUAACUAAUAGUGGAUGGAAGACAGGGGUAGAAAGUUUACUUACCGAUUUAUUCCAGGGUUUCUUGCCCUUUUUCCAAUCAAUAGAUCCAGAUGAGAUAGCGCAAUAUUUGAACGAAUGGAAUACCAUAAAUUUGCUUCAAUUUAUGUACCAGGAUCUGGAUAAUUCUACUAUGGAUAAAUGUUCAGAUUUGUGCUCUGAACUACUGCAGUGUGAAGACCCACAGUUUAUUUUGAAUAACAGUAUUGCCUUCUCAUGCAAUCGAAAAGGUUCCGAUAUCGGUAGCUAUUAUGAGAGCCCAAAAUCGAAAGAAUGGUGGAACUCUCAAGCUAAGAAGUUCCUAUCAUUUGUAAAAACCUACAUGAGUUGGAAUAACUGUAAGCUUAUCUUUUUAGGUGACUUACAAUCAAAUGAUUUCCUUAAAUCGAGGCAGGUUCCAACGAACGUUAAAUUUGAUGAGCAUUACAGAUUUCAGUAUGAGUUAAGCCUGAUAAAAUUGAAUCACGUCAAGAUGUCGCCAAAGGACUUCCGGCUCCCUAGCUCUACUGCUUUUUUGUUUGGUCUAGAAAAGAAUCUAUCUGCAUUGAAACAGUCUCUAACGGCUGUUCUUCGCAAAUCUCAAGGCUCGGCACUCUCUAUCAUAACGCAAUCUAAAUUGUUACAAACGACACCUCGACUUAUGAGCAAAAACGAAAAUUACGAACUCUGGGUGAAGGAAGAAAACUCAUUAGAAUAUAGCUCGAGAUCAGUGAUUACUAUAGAACUCAUCAAUAUGGGUAUGGAACCCUCAGCCAAGAAUACCAUGAAUCUUGAAAUUCUGACGCAGCUACUAUAUUUCUAUAUCAACGAGUCUUUAUACCCUUCUGAACGUGUCGGAUAUAUGUAUCAGAUAGCUGCAAACAAUAGGGGUGAUGUUCGAUUAGCUGUUACAAUAAAUGGGUUCCCACAAGGUGUGGCCAUGAUCUUGCAAAUAAUCAUGGAUAAAAUGGUGGAUAUUGGCAAACCUGAUUUUGACAUUACAAACAGCAUGUUUAGACACAGUAGAAUCCUUGUGCGUACUAAAUACGAGGAAGCAGCAAGAGCAAAUUCAUGUACGCUGGCAUCAUUAGGGGUGUUGAUCCUUUUAGAGAAGGAGUUAACAACGUUGGAAGAACGAUUGGAUGCGUUAGAAGAUAUUGACAUUGAGUCCUUCAAAAUGUUCUGUAAGGACCUAUGGAUCCCCAAGUCUAAUUACAUGAACCUCGUCAUCCAGGGGGAUCUCUCGAUUGCUGAAACGGUGAAUCAGUAUAUGGAUGGUAUAAUUCAUCACUUGUCUGGCCCAAACGUGAAUCAAACCUCGGUGUUCCGAUUAAGAGAGCCCGAAACAAUUAAACUGGCACAAGGCAGCAAUUUUUUCAUCGAGAUGACCAGCUUCAAAGAGGAUCCAACAAACAGUGUUGUAUAUUUCAUUGAGACUGGUGAUAGAACGAACCCAGUAGAUUACACUAUGAGUAGUCUUUUCGAAUACUUCAUGUCCAUGACACUUGUGCCAGAUUUACGAAACAAGAAACAGAUCGGAUACGUGGUACUUGGAGGACUGAGGCUUUUAACAGACACGUUAGGUAUACAUAUCUCGGUAAUGUCCAACCUACCGCCACAUACCAUCGAAGACAGAAUUGAGGAAUAUCUAUACUACCUUGAAACCAACGUACUAGGUGCGAUGACAGAAGCUGAGUUUCAAGAUAAUAUUCUGCAAAAAUACAUGCAGUUGAUUAAAUCCAAUUCCUUGGAAAAAUUAAUCAAGAACGCCGGACCAGCAAACCUUAUGGCGCAAAUUGAGGCCAGUGUGCACAGUGGUAAUUACCCCUCAAACCUGCAAUCACAAGGGUAUACCGUAGGUCAACACAAGAAAUUGAAAGAUGAAAUAAGUUUCCGUACCUACGCGUUCUCUGAAACCAAAGUCGAUGUCUGUUUGUUAUCGAAAUUGACUUUGCAAGAAUUCAAACGGCUCUUCAUGGAGAAAAUUUCAAUUUUAUCCUUACAAAGACGUAAGCUCUCUGUAAGGUUCAAGACACCGAUGACAAAACCCGAUAUUGGAAUCAGCAUGAUGACAAUGCAAUUGGACGGGUUUUUGAAAUCGAAAGGAUUCCACAUAACACGAGACGAGCUACAAGAAAUCGUUACUAAGACAGCUGGGAAGCCAACAUCUUUAUUCAAGGAAUUAUUUCAUCAUUUUAGAACGCAAGGCCAGUCUCUACGUCUUUGUACCCUUGUCCUAAAGGAGAUCGUAAAACAAAUACUGGCAGUGACUCCAUCUUCCUCUUCUUCUUCCAAUACAAAAUUGACACAAAACAUUAAGACACAAAUUCCAACGGAAAUUCAAUCAAUUGCUUCCUUCAAGAUGGAAUUGACCGUGAACAUUUGA
Molecule: messenger RNA, 3513 nt
Organism: Kluyveromyces lactis
Lineage: Eukaryota; Fungi; Ascomycota; Saccharomycetes; Saccharomycetales; Saccharomycetaceae
Gene: AXL1
Product: Axl1p
Exons: 1
Coding region: 1-3513 (1170 amino acids)
Biological process (GO): peptide catabolic process
Cellular component (GO): cytosol; mitochondrion
Molecular function (GO): metal ion binding; metalloendopeptidase activity
Source: RefSeq, a predicted model, not a curated record